AGUCAGGCACACUACCGAGGACUGCUCAUUCCUUCCCUACAUUAAUUCAACAUGUACAAUCAAACAGAAAAUUCAUACUACGAUGCGCACUUUGCAGCAUACAAGUCGGGUGGGGCGGGCGAUACGGAAAUGCUGGGCGCGGGGCUGACGGGAGAAGACCUGGCCAUGGUGCCCGAGCACUGGCUGUCGUUUCCUGCGCCCCCGGCCAGCGCUCACACUGCGCUAGCAUUGCUCUACAUAUUCUUUACUGCAGCAGCGCUAGUCGGGAAUGGACUAGUUAUUUUCAUAUUUUCAACAACUAAAAGCUUAAGGACCUCAAGUAAUCUUCUAAUCCUACAAUUAGCAAUUUUAGACUUUAUUAUGAUGGCGAAAGCUCCAAUAUUUAUAUACAAUAGUGCAAUGCGUGGUUUUGCUACUGGCACCUUCGGUUGUCAGCUAUUCGCGUUGAUGGGCGCGUAUAGUGGUAUUGGUGCAGGUAUGACAAAUGCUUGCAUCGCUUACGACAGGCAUUCAACAAUCACUCGGCCCUUGGACGGACGUCUGUCCCGAGGCAAGGUUCUGCUAAUGAUCGCGUUUGUUUGGAUAUACAGUACGCCGUGGGCUCUGCUGCCACUCUUCAAAAUCUGGGGCCGAUAUGUUCCUGAGGGUUAUUUGACAUCAUGCACUUUUGAUUACUUGACGAACACUUUUGACACCAAGCUAUUCGUGGCUUGCAUUUUUGCCUGCAGCUACGUUUUCCCCAUGUCGAUGAUUAUAUACUUUUACAGUGGAAUCGUUAAACAGGUGUUUGCACAUGAAGCCGCUUUAAGGGAACAAGCUAAGAAAAUGAACGUGGAAUCACUUCGAGCUAACCAGAAUGCAGGUGCAGAAUCAGCUGAAAUCCGAAUAGCUAAAGCAGCGCUCACCGUGUGCUUCUUAUUCGUAGCGUCGUGGACACCAUAUGGCGUUAUGGCGCUCAUAGGUGCUUUUGGAAACCAACAACUAUUGACACCUGGGGUUACAAUGAUUCCAGCGGUCGCCUGUAAAGCUGUUGCUUGCAUCGAUCCAUGGGUGUACGCUAUUAGUCAUCCGAAAUACAGGCAAGAACUACAACGUCGCAUGCCAUGGUUACAAAUUCAGGAGCCUGACGAUACAGCCUCAACAGCUACCAGCAACACAGUAUCUAGCGCUCCAGCCGCAGCACCCGCCUAAACACUGCAUACAUUUCCUAAAUGUUAAAAUUUAAGCUCAAAAUGGCCUAAAGUUAAAAUGGCCACCACUUGGCAAAAAGUCUAGGCUUAGGACAUUUCAGGUUGGCUAAAUGUUACUUCACAGGAUUAUUCCAUCAUCAUGAUAGACAUAAUACUUUGUUGUACCUACCUACCUAUAAAUAGUUUAGCCGUUAUAGGUCUUUUCCCUUAGAUUAGCAAUUCCACAUAAUACGAGUACUAUUUUAUACAUACGACGACUACGGCAAGUUUAAAGGACUGAAUUUUUAAUAUUUAAUACUUACAAUAGUAUUACUAUCAAUAUUAUGUGUAAAUGUUUAUGAUA
Messenger RNA from Helicoverpa zea (corn earworm), 1533 nucleotides. RefSeq names its product opsin-2. NCBI's taxonomy places the organism in Eukaryota, Metazoa, Arthropoda, Insecta, Lepidoptera, Noctuidae. The transcript has 8 exons. Gene Ontology annotation, molecular function: G protein-coupled receptor activity. The record is from RefSeq and is a predicted model, not a curated record. Gene Ontology annotation, biological process: visual perception; G protein-coupled receptor signaling pathway. Gene Ontology annotation, cellular component: membrane. Bases 52 to 1191 code for a protein of 379 amino acids.